Molecule: messenger RNA, 1229 nt
Organism: Chenopodium quinoa (quinoa)
Lineage: Eukaryota; Viridiplantae; Streptophyta; Magnoliopsida; Caryophyllales; Amaranthaceae
Product: urease accessory protein G-like
Exons: 7
Coding region: 88-936 (282 amino acids)
Molecular function (GO): nickel cation binding; GTPase activity
Source: RefSeq, a predicted model, not a curated record
UCUGAUGAACCAAGCAUUAGUGACCAUAAACCAAGCAUUAUAUCUCGUCAUUUCACAGUUUCACUUUCACUGUCUCACUGAUUUACAAUGGAUUCCCAAAAUCUUCACCCUCAUUCUCACUCUCAUGACCACCAUAACCAUGGCGAUCACCACCAUCAUCAUCACACCCACGAGGAAAAAGAAGGAAUUGAAUAUAUAUAUCGUGAUGGAAAAGUAUAUCACAGCCAUGAUGGAUUAGCACCACAUAGUCAUGAACCCAUUUACUCACCUGGGUAUUUCAGCAGAAGAGCUCCUCCUUUGAUUACCAGAGAUUUUCAUGAAAGAGCUUUUACUGUUGGUAUUGGGGGUCCUGUUGGUACUGGGAAAACAGCUCUGAUGCUGGCUUUGUGCAAGUGUUUGAGGGACAAAUAUAGUCUUGCUGCUGUGACUAAUGACAUCUUUACAAAGGAAGAUGGAGAAUUCUUAAUAAAGCAUGGUGCACUUCCAGAGGAAAGGAUACGUGCUGUUGAAACAGGCGGCUGUCCACAUGCCGCUAUUCGUGAAGAUAUUAGCAUAAAUCUUGGUCCUCUUGAAGAGCUUUCAAAUUUAUACAAAGCAGACAUACUUCUUUGUGAAUCUGGCGGAGACAAUUUAGCAGCCAAUUUUAGCAGGGAACUGGCAGACUACAUCAUUUACAUAAUAGAUGUAUCUGCUGGAGAUAAGAUUCCACGCAAGGGAGGACCAGGCAUCACCCAAGCAGACCUUCUUGUUAUAAACAAGACUGACCUUGCCCCUGCAGUCGGAGCUGAUUUGGCUGUCAUGGAGAGAGAUGCUCUUCGUAUGCGAGAUGGAGGACCAUUCGUCUUUGCUCAGGUGAAGCACGGGUUAGGUGUAGAAGAAAUUGUCAACCACAUUCUGCAGGCCUGGGAAGUGGCAACCGGGAAGAAACAGCACUAGUCCCUCAGUUCACAGAUCAUCACUGGAAUUUUUCUACUUUCAAUAAAUUCAAAAUGCUUCUCUGUUCACAAGUAUUGUUCAUAUGCAGUCCUCUUAUAUUUUUUUUGGUGUGACUGCUACUGUCUUUCUGCUUUCGUAAUCAUGGUUUGAUACUCAGCAUUACUGUCCUAUCAUAUACAUUUUCAUGGAUGAUGAAGCUAAUAUACAGUGUAAAUGAAUAAAAGUGUGAAACUUACAAAUUGAUCUUUUAUAAAUUUAGCAGCAGAGAGCAAAUUUGGCUUUCCAUUUGCCAA